Molecule: messenger RNA, 357 nt
Organism: Adineta steineri
Lineage: Eukaryota; Metazoa; Rotifera; Eurotatoria; Adinetida; Adinetidae
Source: the annotation of a GenBank genome assembly
AUGUUACCACUUUUGAAAAAGAAUCAUGUAUUUAAAUUAGAUGAUUUAUGCUUAAGUAUGCGUAAUGAUUUAGCAAAAAUGAUUCAUAUAAAUGAAGAUUUCAUAUUGAACGAUGAUGAUCUUGAUUUUGAUAGUGAAUCAGAUGAAGAAACAAACAAUGAUUCAUCAACACUAGAUGUAGAUAGUGAAGGUGAAGAUGAAGAUCGUGAAACAGAAACUGAAAAUACCAAAUCAACUAAAGAUGGUUAUGAACGUAUGAGAAUUUAUUCUACCAAAGCUGAUAAAGAUAAAAACAAAUUUUUCAAAAUUGAAAUUUCUGGAAAGGAAAAAUAUAUCCAUAAACAGACAGCUAUUUGA